This is a messenger RNA of Procambarus clarkii (red swamp crayfish), 1984 nucleotides long. Its product is annotated as NK1 transcription factor-related protein 2. The record is from RefSeq and is a predicted model, not a curated record. Lineage: Eukaryota; Metazoa; Arthropoda; Malacostraca; Decapoda; Cambaridae. Gene Ontology annotation, molecular function: DNA-binding transcription factor activity, RNA polymerase II-specific; RNA polymerase II cis-regulatory region sequence-specific DNA binding. Gene Ontology annotation, cellular component: nucleus. Gene Ontology annotation, biological process: cell differentiation; regulation of transcription by RNA polymerase II.
GUGAGGCGGUCUUUGUGAGUCGUAGUCGACAUAUCACGCUGUGUGAACACGCUGUGUGAGCGUGAGAGAGUACUUUAGCUGUGUUGUGCCCGCCAUGAGUGCCCACUUAUAAGAGUGUUCCCGAGUACCUUUUUAUAUUAAUCGACAAUGGAUUCGCGGUCCAUUUCACCUGAUUCGGUUUUGCCGCGAGUCAAGAAGCCAUACGCCGCGGCGGCGGCGGCGGCGACGCCUACACUAAUGCCCGCGUCCUCACCGAUAGACCUGAGCUACACACUAGUCAACAAACUCAACACAGACGUCCAGCGACACCCCACCAGUACCACAGGCAACUGCAGCAGUCCCCCCUCCGUCAGAUCUCCGCACACCGACACUACACACUCCGGCAGUUCGAUCUGCACCCCCGGCGGCAGAUCGAACGACACACACCAGAAUACGUCUUCGGGGGAGAGCGCAGACACCCCGGGAGAAGCCAACCACACAGAGAGCCUCGGAGGGAGACACACCUCCUUCUCCGUAGUCGACAUUCUUGACCCCAACAAGUUCGUGGGUCGUGUGCAGGUCACGACGACCGGAGAGGUGACCUCGUCUAUGGACGACACGCGACUACGACCCGACACCUCGGCCAUUUGUGACUCCGACUCCGAAGUGAGCGUCGGCGGCUGCGGCGGCGGCAGCGACGAGGGAGGCGAGGAUGUCUGCGACGACGACGCCGCCGGAGACGACGUAGACGACGGCGGCGUCGCCGCUAAGAAGCGUCGUUGCGACGCCGGUAGCGGCAAGCCGCGGAGAGCGCGAACGGCCUUCACCUACGAGCAAUUAGUAGCCCUUGAAAACAAAUUCAAACACACCCGAUACUUGAGCGUCUGCGAGAGGCUGAACCUGGCGCUGGCGCUCAACCUGACCGAGACGCAGGUGAAGAUCUGGUUCCAGAACCGACGGACCAAAUGGAAGAAGCAGAACCCCGGAUGUGACGUCAACACGCCCACACAGCCACCCAGCCCGCCCGGGAUGCUAUCCUACCACGGCGGGGGGUUUCUGCCCCAGCCUGGGCCCCCCCUGCUGUGCCCAGCACCCCUAGCCUACCUAGGGGGGCAUGCUGGGCACGCCGGCACCUUUCCUGCCCAGGGGGCGCUCACAGCCCUCUACCUACACCACCUGAAAAACUGACAAGCCGCCCACCACUAGCCACGCCCACCACAAGCCACGCCUACGAGAGGCAUCAAAUAUGGUGUCAAAGUUCUCCUGACGGAGCCCUGGGGGCGGGAUGGAUCAGGUGGAUUGGACCGGAGAAUCCGCCUAGCAGCUAGGACGCCGGCAGGAUAAGCUGAGAAGACCGGCUGAGGGUUGAGAACGCCGCCUAGCAGCUGGGACGCCGGCCGGAUAAGCUCAGGAGACCGGCUGAGGGUUGAGAGCGCCGCCUAGCAGCUAAGACGCCGGUCGGAUAAGCUCAGAAAGCCAGCUAAGAGUUGAGAGCGCCGCCUAGCAGCUAAGACGCCGGUCGGAUAAGGUCAGAAAGCCAGCUAAGAGUUGAGAGCGCCGCCUAGCAGCUAAGACGCCGGUCGGAUAAGGUCAGAAAGCCAGCUAAGAGUUGAGAGCGCCGCCUAGCAGCUAAGACGCCGGUCGCAUAAGCUCAGAAAGCCAGCUAAGAGUUGAGAGCGCCGCCUAGCAGCUAAGACGCCGGUCGCAUAAGCUCAGAAAGCCAGCUAAGAGUUGAGAGCGCCGCCUAGCAGCUAAGACGCCGGUCGCAUAAGCUCAGAAAGCCAGCUAAGAGUUGAGAACGCCGCCUAGCAGCUAAGACGCCGGUCGCAUAAGCUCAGAAAGCCAGCUAAGAGUUGAGAGCGCCGCCUAGCAGCUAAGACGCCAGCCGGAUAAGCUCAGGAGACCGGCUGAGCCCCUUCCUCCCCCCCCCCCCUCUUACCCAGCACCUCGUAAGAAUACCAAAGUCUGUAUAUUCCAGUUCGUAAGAUGUGUCGUAAGAUGUAUG